AUGGGCGAACUGAACGACUUGGCCGCGUCGGUGGCGGCGGUGCUGAAAGAACGUGGAGACUCUUUGGCGGUGUCGGAGUCUUCGUGCGGCGGGCUGAUAUCGGCCGCGCUGGUAUCGAUACCUGGCGCCUCGGACUACUAUGUGGGCGGGUCGGUGGUAUACACGCGGGUGGCGCAGGCGGGCCUGUUGCAGGUGCCCGAAUCGGCGAUGGAGGGUCACCGCGCCAGCACGGAAUACUACGCCCUGCUGAACGCCCGGACUUCCCGCGAACGAUUGGGCACCACCUGGGCUCUGGCGGAAACGGGGGCCAGCGGACCCACCGGGAACCGCUACGGCGACAACUAUGGUCACGCCUGCUUUGGCGUCGCCGGCCCGGUGGAACGCUCCCAGACGUUGGAGACGGGCAGCCCCGACCGCGAGGCGAACAUGUGGGUUUUCGCCCGGACGGCGCUCGCGCUCCUGGAGGACGCUCUGAAAGCGGCGUGA
Molecule: messenger RNA, 486 nt
Organism: Geodia barretti
Lineage: Eukaryota; Metazoa; Porifera; Demospongiae; Tetractinellida; Geodiidae
Source: the annotation of a GenBank genome assembly